Erigeron canadensis is the source of this 1979-nucleotide messenger RNA. Its product is annotated as probable monogalactosyldiacylglycerol synthase, chloroplastic. The record is from RefSeq and is a predicted model, not a curated record. Gene Ontology annotation, biological process: glycolipid biosynthetic process. Bases 112 to 1707 code for a protein of 531 amino acids. Lineage: Eukaryota; Viridiplantae; Streptophyta; Magnoliopsida; Asterales; Asteraceae. Gene Ontology annotation, molecular function: hexosyltransferase activity. The transcript has 8 exons.
GUUUCAAUCUUUCUUGAAAAUAAACAAGACCCGCAUCUUGUUUUUACUUGAUUUUCUUGUAGUACACCUUUUACAGAAAGAAAUAUAUACAUAUACAUACGUAUAGGUAGUAUGCAGUCAUCAUCAUCUUCUCCAUCUGUAGAAAACAAUAAUGCAUUUAAGUUUUUGUCUAAAUUAAGUAACUUUGCAUUCGAUUCGAAUUCGAGUAGGUUGAGUUUAGACGGGUAUUCGUCGAUUUUAUCUAAUAUUGUUUAUAGUGAUAGAAAAGUUGUUGAUUUUUGGGCUGGUAGGAGAAAUAAGUCAUCAAAGAUUGUUGGGUCUUUGAGUUCAGGAAGUAGAAGUGGUUCAAGUGCUAAUAAGUUUUUCAAUGAGUUUAAUAAGUUUGUUAGGUUUCAUUGUGACAAAAUUCCACUUGGUUUUGCUUCUGUUAAGACUAAUUCAGGGAGUGGUAGUGGUUUAGGUGAAGAAAAUGGUGGUGUUUUGGAGGAUGGAACAUUACCUUUAAGUGGUUUUGAGUCUAAUGGUAAGAAAAAAGUGCUCAUUUUGAUGAGUGAUACAGGUGGUGGUCACCGUGCUUCUGCUGAAGCGAUUAAGUGGGCGUUUAAUGAGAAAUUUGGUGAUGAAUAUGAGGUGUUUGUGACUGAUUUAUGGACUGAUCAUACUCCAUGGCCGUUUAAUCAAUUGCCAAGAAGUUAUAAUUUUUUAGUUAAACAUGGAUCUUUAUGGAGAAUGACGUAUUAUGCUACUGCUCCUCGUGUGGUGCAUCAAUCAAAUUUUGCUGCCACCUCCACAUUUAUAGCCCGAGAGGUUGCAAAAGGUCUAAUGAAGUAUCGGCCGGAUAUCAUCAUAAGUGUACAUCCUCUAAUGCAACAUGUACCACUUCGUAUCUUGAGGUCAAAAGGUCUUUUAAACAAGAUUGUGUUUACUACAGUUGUUACGGAUUUAAGCACUUGCCAUCCUACAUGGUUUCAUAAGCUUGUUACAAGAUGCUACUGCCCUACAGAAGAGGUGGCAAAACGGGCCCUAAAAGCUGGACUCCAGUCUUCUCAGAUAAAAGUUUAUGGCCUGCCUGUUCGACCUUCUUUUGUUAAGCCUGUGAGGCCCAAGGAUGAAUUGAGAAAGGAGCUUGGUAUGGAUGAAGAUCUCCCUGCUGUAUUACUGAUGGGUGGUGGCGAGGGGAUGGGUCCCAUUGAAGCCACGGCUAAGGCACUGGGGAAAGCAUUAUAUGAUGAAAAUCUUGGUGAGCCAAUUGGUCAGGUACUUGUAAUUUGUGGUCGCAACAAAAAACUCGCCAACAAAUUGCUUUCAGCUGAGUGGAAGGUUCCUAUCCAGGUCAAGGGGUUUGUAACUAAUAUGGAAGAGUACAUGGGCGCUUGUGAUUGUAUCAUCACCAAGGCUGGUCCGGGAACCAUUGCAGAAGCUAUGAUCCGUGGACUCCCCAUAAUUCUGAAUGAUUACAUUGCUGGGCAGGAAGUUGGGAAUGUACCAUAUGUGGUGGAAAAUGGAUGUGGAAAAUUUUCAAAGUCGCCAAAAGAGAUCGCUCAUAUUGUUGGUCAAUGGUUUGGCCCAAAAGCACACGAGCUUAAUGCUAUGUCACAAAAUGCAUUGAGGCUGGCAAGGCCUGAUUCAGUUUUCAAAAUCGUUCAAGAUCUUCACGAGCUUGUUAAACAGAGAAGUUUAAUGAUGCAAUACUCACCUGCAACAUAAGAAUUUGGCUAGACAUCCACAAAAUUACUUAGUUGAGAUUGACUAAAAGCUUCUUGCGUAACCAAAACAAUUUUGACUUCUCUUGCAGCAAGUUAUAAUUAGAGGCUCUCCCACAAAGCAUAUAUGCAGAUAUUGCACUAAAUGUGUGCAAAAAACAUAAAUGCAUGUUAAAAACAUAUUAUUCACAAUUCGAGCUGUAGGGUUAUAUCAUGCGGGUGAUGCUGUUAAACAUUUGUAAACAUUGUUCAUGGUAUAUAUCUGUUGUUUAAUUA